Gryllus bimaculatus (two-spotted cricket) is the source of this 724-nucleotide messenger RNA. The record is from the annotation of a GenBank genome assembly. NCBI's taxonomy places the organism in Eukaryota, Metazoa, Arthropoda, Insecta, Orthoptera, Gryllidae.
AUGAAGCGAGUGCACGGCCAUCUAGAGGCGAAAGGAGGAACUGUGGGAGACCUUUCUUCCCUGUUUCGGGACGGCUCCGCUACGCUGCGCCAGGAGAAGGGCGGCGUGUUAGUUCUGGAGGCUGCCGCAGGACUGCGCACCCUACGCCUGAAGUACCGUCACUACUCGGCCCGAGCAGGGCCCAUCAGAGUUUCAGGUGUGAUAGAGGCGGAGGCGUCGCCGGUCACGCUGCGCGCGCAGGUGUCGCUGACGCCGCCGUGCCGCGCGCAGCUGCGCGCGCUGGCCGUGGCGAGCGUGGGGCGCGUGCGCGUGCGGGCGACGGGGCUGGGCGCGCUGCGCCGCCUGCUGCCGCUGCUCGAGCGCUGGCUGCAGAAGCGCCUUCAGGGCGACGUGGAGCGCUCCGUGCUGCAGCGCCUCGAGGGCAUCGUCAACGCGCACCUGCAGCGCCUCUCGUGCUAGCGCGCCGCCCACGCGGCCUCUUGCGAUUCUGUCGUUUGUAUUGGAGAUUGACAGAUCCUGUACGUGAUAUAGUGGAAUACAGACAAUGAUCUACACAUUUUUCAGAUUUGAACGACAUUACGACGAUCUCAGAAGAGUUGUGCUGUCCUAUUGAUUUGUUCAUGUUUCAUUUUAAUUGUUGAAAUAAUUUUGUUUACAUAGAAUUGUAAAUAAUAUAUUUUAAUAUGCUCGAACUAGACGAUAAAUAAAUGUACAUUAAAGUAUA